Aspergillus lentulus is the source of this 1329-nucleotide messenger RNA. RefSeq names its product FAD-dependent oxidoreductase. The record is from RefSeq and is a predicted model, not a curated record. Lineage: Eukaryota; Fungi; Ascomycota; Eurotiomycetes; Eurotiales; Aspergillaceae. Gene Ontology annotation, molecular function: FAD binding; monooxygenase activity.
AUGCCUCCUCAAAGGAUUCUAAUCGUUGGGGCCGGAAUUGCGGGCAUCGCUAGUGCUCUGGCCAUCUCAAAGGAGCUGACCCCAUACGUUCCAGGCCUGAAGAUCACCGUCUUUGAACGCCAUGACAUCCUCUCCACCUCGGGAGGCGCCAUCAACCUCACUCCCGUCGCUCAGCGUCACCUCGACCAGCUUGGAGUGCUCGCAGAACUGGACCGUUUGGGAGUCGAAGGCGGAGCCGACGUUGAUGCUAUCCAAUUCUUUUCCUGCCGGUCGGGAAGAUCGCUGGGGUCUAUCGACUUUACCGAUCAUCAUGGCCAAGGGUACAGCGGAUACAAGGGUCGACGGGUGAUGCGGAUUAUCCUCUCGGUAGCGAUGCUAGCAGUCGUCGAGCGCACCCGGAAUAUCGAGAUCGUCUUCGGCAAGAAAUUACUCAAGGGCGAAGAGACUGCCGACGAAGCCAUCCUGUACUUCCAGGACGGCACGACGGCAGUGGGAGAUCUCGUCCUCGGCUGUGAUGGCGUGCACUCAGCAACACGGACGCAAUGGGUCGCGCCCGAGUCUCCGUCCGAGUACACGGGGAUCUCGUUCCUGCAGGGUGUCGUCGACGCAAAGACGCUCAAAUCCCGCACCCACUUCCGGUCGACAUCCAUGAACAUCUCCCGGCAUGGCACGCUGCUGGCGAGCUACUGCGACCGCGAGCAAGAGCAGAUUUUCCUUGCGGCCAUUGUGCAGUUCGCCGAGGAGCUGCUCCCGCGGUUCCGCAUCGAGGCCGGCCAGGACUGGCGGAAGCAGCAUGCCAUUCGAAAAGCCCUGCAGGAGGAGAUGCAGGAUCGAUUCGGGAAGUCCGGAAUCCCGUGCAUCCGUGAGAUGAUCAAUUCCCCGACGGACUGGAUGUUGUACCCGGUGUACCAGGUUCGGCCUGGCGGGCGGUGGCAUACCCAGCGAGCGAUCCUGCUGGGAGAUGCAGCACAUGCGAUGCCCCCGCGCGAUGAAUCAGCCGCAUAUGCGCUCGAUGACGCGAUUGUCUUCUCUCGCAUUCUGGCUCGAUACCGCGAUGAACCACUCACGGAGGCAUUCAGAGCGUACGAAGACCUCCGACGGGAGACGGUCAACGAAGCGUUCAAGUCCGCUCGGCGGAUGUGGGAGAAGCACAAGGACAUGGGUCUGUUGGAGGGCCGGCUGCGCGAGUGGACGCUGCCUUUCUAUAUUCGCAAUUCGAAGGAGGCUCGCGAGGCAGCGUGGGAGUUUGACGCGACCAAGAUCAGCAUUCCCAUGCCAAUGGAGGAGCAGGAGUCGCUAUAUUCGUUUGAAAAGGAUUAUCAUUUGUAG